AUGAAGGCCUUUCGCUCUUUCUUGGGCUCCUCGUCGCUGUGUCUCGCUCUUUUCCUGAGCGGACUUGCUGUGCGCCAAGCUCCGGGAGGACUGCGAGGCGGGAAGCUGGCGGGCGUCGCGGCGUUAGGAAGCGCUGAAACAAACGUAGAAAAGACCGCGUCUGCCGAGCACGAAGCCACAGAAACAAUCUUGAACAUCCUUUCCUCUACAGAACGCAGACUUAACCCCGAGGGCGACAAGACUGCCGCGUCACCCUCCAACUUGGUGUUGGCCGCCGCCGCACGCCGUCUUCGCGGAACUACGACGCCCGAGACCUCGGAGACUUUCUCCGGAGUGUCCUCGCCUUCCUCGCUCGACUCGCAUUUUGCUUCAUUCCACGCCACUUCCUCUCCCGUCCGCUUCACAAAGGAAUCGAAGAAGCGACUGCACGCAGAUGGAAAGGCAACAGCGCCUUCAGCGCCUCCGGCUGCCCAUGCUUCGGCUUCAGCCUCCCGCGCGGAUCCAACUCUCAUCCCUGUGGGCCUCUCCACUCUCCUCAGCCCUCUGUUUCCGGACCCCAACGCCCUGGUCGCUUCGCUUUCUCGCUCCGCAAGUCCGCUGACGACUGCCGUCGACACGCUGGGCAACCCGUUGGCAUUGAUCAACGGCUUCUCGUCUGUCGCAGGCAGCGGCGCAACAAGUUUGAACGAUCUCUCGGCGCUCCUCCGCUCCCGCGGCGUGCCUGCGCCAGACUUAGCUGCCCUGGCGCAAGGCGCCCUCACCUCCGUCGGUCUGACGCCGGCGCUCAUCGGCUCCGCCACGCGCGCGAGCGAGGAGACCGCCGGCGUCGCGGCCCCCGAGGGCUUGUUGAACCCCAACGGGAACUCGCUGCUAGAGAGCGUCCUUGGCGGCGGAAACGGAGCGCUGGGAAAUCUCGGCGGAGACCUGCUCGGUGGCCUCAACGACGGAAAUGGAAACGGCGGCUUGCUCGGCGGCCUUGCCGGCAAUCUGCUGGGGAACGGCGGCGGUUUGGGCGGCGGCCUCUUUGGCGGGAAUGACAGCCGAGAAGACCGAUUCGACGCGCUGGGCUCGUCGCCCAGCCGACCAACUGGAAACGGGCUCUUUGGCACCAAGAAGAAGUGCUGCUCCGAGUGCAAGCGCGGCGACCUAGACUGCCUCGCGGACUGCGAAAAAGGCAACUGCACGCAAUCUUCCACAUGCGAGGCAGCUGAAGAGGGGGCGUAUGCGGCGUACUGCCAGGAGCGUUGCGGCUCUUCGCUUGGCGGGUUCGCAGCUCCCCGACCCCUCGCACCCGGGAACUGCCGCAGCAGCUGCGCGGCUGGCGUGGCCCUGCGGUGCCAAAAACGCAUGUGCAAGGACUACGGAUGCACCGACACCACCUGCGCACGCAAGGCGCCUCUCAUGUGCGGCUGA
Molecule: messenger RNA, 1413 nt
Organism: Besnoitia besnoiti
Lineage: Eukaryota; Apicomplexa; Conoidasida; Eucoccidiorida; Sarcocystidae
Exons: 4
Coding region: 1-1413 (470 amino acids)
Source: RefSeq, a predicted model, not a curated record